AUGGCGCCGCAAGAGGAGGAUAUCUCGGCAAUCGUGCCGCAAAUCGAGACAGAUGGUGGUGAGGUGUCUCCAAAAGCACCGGGGCAGGCAUCGCCAAAGGCCAUGGAAGAAGGGGAGAAGGCCAAGGAGGCAAUGUACUUCCCAUUGUGGAAACUGGCCUUGGUGGCCUUGCCCCAGCUUGGAGUUCAAGUGACAUGGUGCUUUAUUGGGCCCAAUGCAGCACCAUACAUGGGCUUUUUGGGAGUUGGUGCUUCACUGGCCACUCUGAACAACAUUGCUGGGCCAAUCACUGGCUUCUUCACUGGUCCCCUAGUGGGUGCAUGGUCUGAUCGUUUGACCUCACCGUAUGGGCGCCGUCGCCCCAUCAUUCUGGCGGGACUCGUGUCGACCUGGGUCGCAGGAAUUUUGUUUGCAGCUGCAGCUCACAUAUUCACGGACAACACCGCGAAGAUUGCAUUUGCUGUUCCAAUGUAUUGGGUGAUGGAUGUCACGAUCAACAUUCUACAGACUCCCUACCGGGCGCUGGUGUCAGACCUAGCGACCAAAGAGCAACAGGUUCCCAUGCAGGUUAUUUUUGUCUUCUUCAUGGCCAUUGGGAAUAUGAUCGGCUACUCCAUUAUGAAGAUAUGGGAUGUGCCAGCUCACCACAUGCUCAAGCUUAUGCUGAUAAUUUGUUCUUUGAACACUGUGUGCAUUGCAAUCCAGUUUAUGGUUGCGAAGGAGGAGCCGCUGAAACGCAGGGACGGGGAGAAGAGCUCCUGUUGCAGCCCUGUGAUCAGUGUCUUCAAAUCCCUGCGAGGCAUGCCCCGGUUGCUGUACCACUUGGCCUUCGUACAGUGCUUGGUGUGGAUUGGAAACACUGCUUGGACGUACUAUUCUUCACAGUGGUUCGCAGACUCCGUCUACCAAGGUGCUCAGGACGGGAAUCCAUUCCAAAAGCAGCGUUAUGCCAUGGGCAUGGAUGCUUUCAGUACUGGCGGGCAGCUGAGGUCGGGUUUACAGCUGAUUUCGGCACUGGUGAUCAUUGCCAUUCUCAUGAAGACCAAGCUGCGUCCUCGUCUUAUCUAUGCUCCGUGCAUCCUCAUUGGUGCUGUUGUGAGCUUUCUUGCUGGCUUUGUGGUCGGCCACAACGCUGUGUUUGCCAUGCUUUGCUUCAUCUUCUCGAUCAUGCCAGAGACAGGAUCAUUUGCUAUCCCCUUUGGCUUGGUCGCCACUCUCAACAAACGUGCUGAAGAGGAAGGAAAGCAAGUGAGCACUGCCCUACAAAUGGCGCUUUUGAAUUGUUGUGUGACUGUCGGACAGCAAGUCUGCCACAUGGUGUUGGCUGCCAUAGAGGAUCAGUUGCCACUCGAGAAGGCUUUGCCUUGUGUCUUUAUCCUGGCAGGAGUCGCCCACACCUUGGGGGGCUCCUCAGCCCUUUGUUUGGAUGACAAGCCCGCUGAGUGA
This is a messenger RNA of Durusdinium trenchii, 1446 nucleotides long. The record is from the annotation of a GenBank genome assembly. NCBI's taxonomy places the organism in Eukaryota, Dinophyceae, Suessiales, Symbiodiniaceae.